AUGUCAAGUGUUCGUCCGCUCAAAAUCCUAUCACAAGCCAUCGCAAAGACUUGUUCUAGACAUUACUCCUCACCAUCAACGAUGUCUACUUCAACCACCAAUACACAGUCACAAUUUUCCAGUUUCAAAAAUACACUUUCCCCUUUAAAGACCAAAUUUUAUUUAAGAAAAGAUGAAAUUGAAAUUAUGCAAUUACCAUCGGAGUUUUAUUUCACUUUAAAACAGAAGAUUAUGAAUGCACAGAAUCGUAUCUUCUUUGCAUCUUUAUAUCUUGGAAAAUCUGAGCAAGAAUUGAUAAAUUGUAUUGAUCAAACUAUGGAAAGGAAACCAAAUUUGAAAGUAUACUUUUUAUUGGAUGGACUUAGGGGUACUAGGGAGACACCACAUAACAACUCAUCUGCAUCUUUACUAACUACAUUAGUAGAUAAAUAUGGAGAAGAUAGAAUUAAUUGUAGACUCUAUAGGACUCCUGCAUUUCAUGGUUGGAAGAAAAAAUUUAUCCCCAAAAGAUUUAAUGAAGGGCUAGGUCUACAACAUAUGAAGAUUUAUGGAUUUGAUAAUGAAUUGAUACUUUCAGGAGCAAAUCUAUCCAAAGAUUAUUUUACAAAUAGACAAGAUCGAUAUUAUAUAUUCAAGAGUCUUCCUCUGACAAAUUAUUAUUUUAAAUUGCAUCAACUUAUUAGUUCACUCAGUUUUAAGAUUGAAGUCAUCCGAAACAGUGUCAAUCCAUUUGCUAAUUAUAAAUUAGUUUGGCCAAAGGAUAAUAUAGCUGUUGAUCCAACACGCUUGGGAAAUAAACAUAAAUUUCUUUCUGAAUCAGCAAAUGCUCUUGAACAAUUCCUGCAUACCGAUCAAAAUGUGGAUCAAAAGAUUAACAUUGAUAAACAAAAAGAUUAUCCAACAUUAGUUUAUCCAAUAUCUCAAUUUACUCCAUUAUUUAAAAAAUUCGAAGAUAGAUCUACUGAGAAAUCUAGUAUUCUAUCUAUUAUAUCCAAUAUUCAUAAUAAAACCCUUAAUUGGAUAUUCACUGCUGGUUACUUUAACAUGUUACCUUCAAUAAAACAUCAAUUAUUAAAGACACCUUCCGAAAAUAGUCGAAUCAUUACAGCAUCACAAUAUGCUAAUGGUUUUUUCGAAUCCAAGGGUGUUUCAUCAAAUCUUCCUAAAGCUUACCUUCACCUAUCUCACAAAUUCAUGAAAAGUUUAGUCUUAUACAACAAGACAAAUCAAAUCCAUUUGAUGGAAUGGCAAAACGGAAUUAUCACAAAACCAGAUGGCUGGUCAUACCAUGCUAAAGGGUUUUGGCUACUCGAUGAUACAAAACAAAUUAAACCCUUUCUAACAAUUAUUGGUUCAUCAAAUUAUACAAAAAGGGCAUAUUCCUUAGACCUAGAGUCAAAUGUUAUUAUUCUGACCAAGGAUGAAAGUUUAAGAAAAGAAAUACAAUCAGAAGUUGAUCAUCUAAUACAAGAUUGUCAUGAGGUCACGAUCAUGGACUUUAAUCAAGAUGAAGACAAACACGUAGGUAUUGGCGUCAAGAUAGCCACAAAACUAUUGAGUAAGAGGCUCUGA
Molecule: messenger RNA, 1572 nt
Organism: Maudiozyma barnettii
Lineage: Eukaryota; Fungi; Ascomycota; Saccharomycetes; Saccharomycetales; Saccharomycetaceae
Gene: PGS1
Product: CDP-diacylglycerol--glycerol-3-phosphate 3-phosphatidyltransferase
Exons: 1
Coding region: 1-1572 (523 amino acids)
Biological process (GO): cardiolipin biosynthetic process
Cellular component (GO): mitochondrion
Molecular function (GO): CDP-diacylglycerol-glycerol-3-phosphate 3-phosphatidyltransferase activity
Source: RefSeq, a predicted model, not a curated record